UAUAGAAUAGAGAUAAACUACACUACUGUUUAAUCUAUCUUAAGAGGAGUUAAAGGAAUUCGUCAAACACAGUCUAUAUAACAAGAGCUUUGCUAGCAGAUAACUUGAGAGUUAAGUUUCAACUAUCAAUCAAUGCUAUCUUAGUGCUUUACUAAGGUGGUUUUAGCAGAAUUAUUUUGUUUCGUUUCUCCAAUCGGAACAAAGAUGAUGAUGCUAGAAGUUGCCAAGUGUACAUCGUUUGUUCUUAUUCUUUUACUAAACGUCACAUGUCGGGAAUCAUUCGCCUCGUUCCAUCCCAUUGAUAAUUAUUUGGUCGCUUGUGGUUCUUCCCACAAUGUCACGUUUCAGGGUCGAACUUUCGUACCUGACACUGAAUUUGAACAUUCCAACUUUCAAAUAAAAGCAGAAAAAUCUUUGGUUGUUUCAUCUAAACUGAACAAUACCCUUUCACCACUUUAUAACUCAGCUCGAAUCUUCUUUGAAAAGGCAUCCUAUACAUUCAAAAUUCAACAACAUGGGAGACACUGGAUCCGUCUCCAUUUUCACCCUUUACCCGAUUCCAACCACAACAUGACCUUUGCCUUAAUAACGGUAAUCAUUGAUGGUUAUGUGCUUCUUGAUAACUUCACUUUUGUAAACUAUAGUAACUCUCACUUGAUGAAGGAGUAUACAGUCAGUGUUACAUCUUAUGAAUUGAUUGUCACAUUCAUCCCUCACCGUAAUUCACUUGUUUUUGUUAAUGCCAUUGAAGUUGUAACUAUGCCAGAUGUGCUAUUUCCUUACAAUCUAAAUCCAUCUACCCCUUUCACAGAAUCCAUCCUUGAAACUGUGUAUCGAUUGAAUGUGGGAGGCGCAAGUAUCAAUGCUCAAAAUGAUACACUUAGUAGGAGUUGGGAGAGUGAUGAAACUUACUUUCGCUCCACCAUUACUGCGUUGAAUAUUUCAACAAGCGUUUCUGCUAUAAAGCAUCCUGAUUUCUUAGAAAUUACAGCACCACCAAUGGUUUAUGCUACUGCUAAAGCCAUGGGAAGUGCCUCAAGAGGUUACCGCUUAAAUUGGGUAUUCCGUGUAAGGCCAAACUUACUUUAUUUUGUUCGCGUUCAUUUCUGUGACAUGAUUAGCAACACUACCAACUAUAUGGUCGUGGAUCUAUUUAUGAAUGGUAACAGAACCACAGAGAUAAGGGUUUCUGGUGACUUUGCUGAACCAUAUUACAAGGACGUUUUGUUCAAUGCCACAGAGGAGACUCUCACAGUAAGUGUUGGUCCUUCAACAAUGUCUACUAUAGAAAAUGCAACCUUGAAUGGGAUAGAGAUAAUGAAGUUCAUUAACAGAGUUGACAGUGUUCUAACAAAAUCUUCAGAAAGAAUUCAAACAAACAAGAAAUUAAAAUUAGUCAUUGUAAUUGGAUGUGGUGUAUUUGUUUUAGCAUUUCUUGGACUAUCAUUUCGUUAUCUAAAAUCCUGCAGGUCCAAGAAAAAUUCAGUAAAUGCUUACGAAUUUCUGAGGCAUUUUACUUUGCAUGAGAUCCAACAAGCAACAAAGAAUUUUGAUGCUGUGCUACUUAUUGGAGCAGGAGGAUUUGGAAAGGUGUAUAAAGGAAAACUAGAAAAUGGGAAAAUAGUAGCCAUCAAAGUAGCAAAUCCUGAAUCUAGACAAGGUCUCGGUGAAUUCCAUAACGAGAUUGAGUUGUUGUCUGGUCUUCGUCAUUCAAAUCUUGUCUCUCUCAUUGGUUGUUGUAAUGAAGACUCAGAACUGGUUCUAGUGUACAAUUACAUGGCAAAUGGAUCUCUCAGUAGUCAUCUAUAUGGGAGAGACUUUGUUCCACUGUCUUGGAAGCAACGUCUUGGGAUAGGCAUCGGGGCUGCGAAAGGACUUCUUUAUCUUCACACUGGAGCUAAACAAAGCAUAAUUCACCGUGAUGUGAAGACAACAAACAUUCUCUUGGAUGAAAACCUUGUGCCAAAAGUUGCUGAUUUUGGCAUAUCAAAAAAGGGUCCUCUUCUUGAUAAGAGCCACGUUACAACCCAUGUAAAGGGUAGCUUCGGCUAUCUUGAUCCAGAAUAUUUUAGGACUAAAUUUCUUACUAAGAAAUCAGAUGUUUACUCGUUCGGGGUGGUGUUGCUUGAAGUUAUAUGUGGGAAGCCUGCUCUAGAUGAUGCCCUUCCAACGCAGCAGAUGAAUUUGGCAUUUUGGGCAUUAAGCUGCCAUAAAAAGGGCACUUUUCAUGAAAUGAUGGACCCUUAUUUGACUGGCAAAGUGAAUAUGGAGUCUGUAAACAAGGUUUUAGAGCUGGCUUGGAAGUGCUUGGAGGAGCGUCGAGUGAACAGACCAUCAAUGGGGUACAUAUUAUGUCAACUAGAAGAGGCUCUCCAUCUUGAGUUGGCAUCAGAUGUUUUGAAUAACAAUAAAAAUGGGGAUUCUUCUACUUAUGCAAGUGUAGGAAAUGGAUUUGUAGAUGACACAGAAGAUGUUGUAUGAAACCAUAGUCUGUUAAAGUUGAUAUUUUAAAUGUAUCAUAAAUGUAUGUGUUGCAGGAAAGGACAUUUUUUUCGAGUAAAUCAUUUUCUAAUAUAUAAAUAUUUAGAUUGAUUUUUUA
Medicago truncatula (barrel medic) is the source of this 2599-nucleotide messenger RNA. RefSeq names its product receptor-like protein kinase THESEUS 1. The transcript has a single exon. The record is from RefSeq and is a predicted model, not a curated record. The coding region runs from base 205 to 2481 and encodes 758 amino acids. Gene Ontology annotation, molecular function: protein kinase activity; ATP binding. Lineage: Eukaryota; Viridiplantae; Streptophyta; Magnoliopsida; Fabales; Fabaceae. Gene Ontology annotation, biological process: protein phosphorylation.